UUCAUUUGACUAUUUAAGUUGAUAUGAAGUGCUAUUUUCAGUUAUAACCGUAUCUAAAAUUUAGGCAUACAGGUUGAUACACACCUAAAAUCUAUUCCAGGGAUAAAAGCGAAUAUUUCAAGCCGUUGCAAGACAAUUCUGGAAUCAAAAUGGGUUAUCAGAAGAUUGUCAUCAAUGGAGGGAAUCAUAAUUGGUGUAUUCUUCUAAUAUCACUGAUCCUGCUUCUAGUAACUUCAUCGUCAGCCACCUUCGACGAAAUAUCUGAUAUAAGUCUGAAUGACGUACCUGGAGUUUGGCGAGGAAUUCCCGAGGUUACCAUCGAGACAGUAGGUUCUAUCGUUAGCAGAGAUUGUCAAAUCUGUGUGGAUGACACUUACUGGAACACUGACAUUGCUGAUAUCGUCUGUCAGUAUAAUGGAUUCGAAGGCUCUAUGAUAGUUAAAAGGGAUACAACACCUGCCGAAACUGGCCCCCUCUUAGAUUUAGAUGGUUACGCGGUCUGCAGAAAGACAAACAACUCUGAACUACCACUUGAGUGUGAAUUCAGAGAGACAUGUGCGAGGGUUCCUACGAUAUCCUGCUUAGUUCCAGGUUAUCAGGGCUGUUACUCCCACACGGUUACCGAUCCGUUCUUUUCCGAUGGUGUGCAGGCAGAGUUAGGGGAUCAGCAAGUUAAUAUCCUGACGUGUGCCGAGGCAUGCUCUGAUAGUCCAUACCUAGGACUUGCUAACGGUCAGGACUGUAUCUGUGGAUCAGCACUGGGUGAUCGUAGUCUUGUAGGAGUCUGUGAUCUGGAAUGCCAAGGAGAUGAUUUACAGCAGUGUGGUGGAGUAAACGCUAUCUCCGUGUAUGGUGCGGAUGUGAUCGGCGAGUGUGGUACAUCUACACCUGUGGAGCUGACUCCCAAUCAACCAUAUUACGUAACAUCUCUGGGAUUUCCCGGUAGGUAUGAGUUUAACGCCGGAUCAUGUACCUGGACAAUGGUAAUUAGUGUUACAGCUUUCCACGACCUAGAGGUAUUGACGACAUUCGACUUAGGUGAUGGCAACCAGCUUAGUAUAAAUGCUAAGCCCUUAAGUGCCACCUAUAGUGGCCAGGAUGGAACAUCUAGGAUUGUAAGAACUCCUUAUGCAUAUCUACAAGACACUAUCACGGUCUCUUUUACUGUCUCGAGCCCUUCUACACUAAAUGACUUCCACAUCAAGUUCAGUCUUACACCUAACUCCAUGUACACGAGCGCUCCUGAUAUGCCAACUCUGACGAACGUUGAACAGACAGGACCUACUACCGCUCCAAUAAUGGAGUCAACUACUUCGAAGGCCAUGCAAGCUGUAAUCACGUCAAGUAUCUCGACUGCCAUAGGAGUGGUAAUUGCUUUUGUUCUCGUGGUCUAAAAGGUACCUUGGCUGCCUUAGGAGUGGUAAUAGCUUUUGUUCUUCUGGUUUAAAAGGUAUUCUUCGUUUUCCCGAGACCGACUGAUGUAAUGAGAAAAGGCGAGGAACAUGGACAUUGGAUUGUUUGUAUUGUUUCUGUUUUUAUGAACUUCUCGGGGGUAAAAAGAUGAAAAUCGAAAAUCCGGUAAUAACAAGGAAAUAUUUUCAUGGGCCAACUUUAAAGGGAAAUCUAACCUUGCCAGCAAGCAGCUCAAGAGCAAAGCAAAACACUAAGAAAAGUAGACUAGUAAAAAUUUGAAUGAAAGCGGACAAAAAUUGUGGAUUUUUAAAAGUUGUAAUCACGGACUCUUCAAAUUGGAUGAAUCGGUAAUUUAUCUGUGAUGUAGUGGCGGACAACUUUAUUUUUGUUCCAACACAUAAAAUGACUAAAAUUUAAAUUUUUCAAAAAUGUAUGAGUCGUGAGGGUCUUUUCUUUUUAGAGGACCUAUAAUAAUAUGCUAUCUAUAACAUAUUUUGAGUAGUGUACCAAGGGAGAAAGCAUUUAGGAGAAAAAACAGAACUUAAACAUAUUUAAUGAACUCGAGAAACGGGAGAGUUAUACGCGACUACGUCACAAUCCAUUGACCAAACUGCCAAUUUGAGAUUCGCAUAGACUACAUGACCUCAUAUUUCAAACAUUCAUAACUUUCUUAUUAUUGGUCCGAUUUAUUUCAAACUCUGCUUUCUAGCAAAAUAAUGAACUUAUACAAAGGUUGGAUCCUUUUUGCUCCUCACAGAAGUCGCCUUAGAAUCUUGUAAGCCUGCUUCAUACCUAAAAAAUAAUCAAUUAUUCUGAAAGGUUCAGUGCAUUAUACGUGUUAACAAUAUGAUAUUCGACGGGACAACAUUUGAUACUUUAAUGAGGGCGAUUGUCUUUAAACUGAGGUUUACAAAAUUGUUUUCCUAAUUGAUCCUAUCAAUACUGGAUAUCAGUGAAUUCUUUAAGUACCACAUACCUCUGACAUUUUUACCUAUGAUAUUUCUACCUCAUAAUUACAUGAUCAAAUUUUUUCAUCAUGAUUACAUGAUAAGUUUGCCAUUUUUCUCCCACAUGUAUAUUCUCAAUUUUCAAAAUUCGUCGAUGUUUCAUUGAUCUGAUCAUUACUUGUAUCUAUAUAUGGAUGACUUUCUUUCAUUGUAUUUUAAAGCGUUCAGAACAGAUAAUUAAUGGAUGAUGGUAUUUAAAAUACUUUAGUCUUAUAUAGUUGCCGGCUGGACCGGUGUAUUAGUACAUUUAAAUUUACUUUUCUUGAUGAUUUGUUUGGUUAUUUUAGUUGAAAUUCCCUCUUUUAUUUCAACCAGUGUCUUUAUAAAGCGUUUAACAUUUCAGCACUGAAAUUGUUCUUCCUGUUCUUCCUUGUUUUGAAAUGAUUUAUGUUUUCUAUCUUUUAUUGUGAUAUAAAGUUAAUUUUUAUUUUGUUAUUGUAUAAUUGUUGUGUACUCGGGUAGAACAAUAAUUAAUAAAUAAUG
This is a messenger RNA of Strongylocentrotus purpuratus (purple sea urchin), 2903 nucleotides long. RefSeq lists its product as uncharacterized. The transcript has 9 exons. Gene Ontology annotation, cellular component: plasma membrane. The coding region runs from base 150 to 1394 and encodes 414 amino acids. The record is from RefSeq and is a predicted model, not a curated record. NCBI's taxonomy places the organism in Eukaryota, Metazoa, Echinodermata, Echinoidea, Camarodonta, Strongylocentrotidae.